Molecule: messenger RNA, 4467 nt
Organism: Nylanderia fulva
Lineage: Eukaryota; Metazoa; Arthropoda; Insecta; Hymenoptera; Formicidae
Source: RefSeq, a predicted model, not a curated record
CCUGAUUCACCCCGAGUCAACCCCCUGUAGCUCCGAGACACGCAGUCUCUUACGAAUCCUCGGAGGUACGAUCAACAGCGGUGUUAUCAACGACAAGGUGCUCGAUAAGAGCGAGUUAUCGCGAGGGAUAUCGCGUAAUAUCGAGUGAUUUUCGAUAUAUAUAUAUAUAUAUAUGUCAGUGCAAGACAAUUUAGAGGAUUGAAUUGCCGGUGUUAAAUCUUGUUACAUCUUGGAUGUUAGAUAACGACAAAGUAUAGAGAUCACAAUGCGAUAAUUGAUCGAUGCUGAUUGGUGAUUAAUCCCUCGAAUCAAUCUCAUCGAUUGACGGGUCGGUGAAUAGUGACAGUUGCCGAAGGUGAGAGUGUUUAAGUUCGAAUAAUACCACGAAAUCUCUCCAAAAAGGAGAGACAGAAUCUUCCUUCUUCUUCUCUCUCUCUCUCUCUCUCUUCCGAUUCCGCUCGGGGAACCGAUCGUACCUGAAGGGGUGUAAGCCUUAGGGGAGAGUACCGGAUAUCUAAACGAUCGGAAUGCUACUGUGUCAUUAAAGCUUUGCUUGGCUUGCAGGUCGGUGAUCAGAUCUACGGAUGUGAAGGGAGAUAAGGGCGAAAGUAAGUUUCGGGGGUGGGUUGGUAAAAGUGUAAGCACGAGGGAGAAACGAACGGGAAACGCGUUCCUAGCCUAGUGGUCGCGUGGCAUGAUCGGGCGAAAAAGCGAAAAGGCAAGAUGCUUACGAUACAACGUUCGGAGUCGUUGAGAGGGGCAGAAGGCUGCAACCCUCCCGGCACGCAUUUGCUACCCCCUGUUGGGUCCGGGGCUUCCGUUUCCGGGUGGAAGCCCGCCGAGAGGAGCGUCUCCUUCAAUCGAGACGUCCACGUGAAGAGGAUCGGACGUGGUGCACCGCGCGUAACCGCGGCUCUCGUGAACGAUGGAGAAGGUAGGUUGAUCGCCACUCCGGUUCGCAAGGAGAGCAUCGCCGCCAGGAGCAAGGAGGACCUCGCACAGGAAGCGGCCCUGGUCCUGCAGCAAGCGGGCAGCCUUCAGUGCGUGGCCCGCGACAACCGACGCAAUCUGCUCGGUCGCUUCAGCACCCUACCGGCGCGCCGCAACAACAAGAAACGUCCGGAGCUGCCGAUCGAUGUGAGGUCUCGCCGCGGCAGCGACGAGAUCGGCGGCAGCUCUACGACCGCGGAUCUCGGCACCCCGCGGGCCAAGAAGAAGCCGCUGCUGGGGAGAAGCGCGAGCGAUGCCGGCGCGAGGAAGCUGAAGAGUCCGCUCGCGCGCUUCUUCUCGCCCAAGUUGGAAAGGCGGCGACAACCGGUUGACCGAAGCGCGAGUGACGCCGGCACCUGGCCUCGUCCGAAGCGCAGCGGCAGCGAGAGCGAGGGCUCGCACCUCAGCACCGUCAGUCAGCGAGCGAAGAAGCAGCAGCUGUCGCCGAUAAUCGAGACGUCGCCGCAGUACGUGGACCAGCAUCCGUUUCACUUCGGCAUCUCGGAGCGCGAGAACAAUAAUCAGCCGACGAAAUCCAAGAAGGAAGAACGAACGAGUCUGACGAUCGAGCCGACUGAUAACAGAUCGCCCAGCCGAGAAGCCAAGGUGAUCGAGCAUCGUAUAAUCGUCGAGGGCAGAGACGACGGAGAAGAAGAGAGAAAGGAAACCGCGAGGACCAGCCGUACUCCUUCACCUCUGAAGGAACCCGAGCGCGGGAAAGACGAGGUCGAUCAAGCGGGCGUAGAUAGUAUGCUACAUAGCAGCCGCUACGAUCUUCAGCAACAGCAGGAGUCCACCAUUCACAAGAUGAUCCACCGACUGUCCAACGAUCGUUCGCCGCCGCCGCAGCUGCCGAGAACGAUGGUGUCACCGUCGCCGGGAUUCGGCCACAACAACAACCGGCCGUUCUCCUACACGAGACCGAACGAUUCUUGCAGUCCUCCACCGCCGGCGCAAACCAACGUCAUCUACGCGCAGGUGCAGCCGGACAAGAAGAAGGCUCAGCGGAGCCACUCCGACAGCGACGAGGGCCUCGGUCUCGACAGGAAGGACUCCUCCCGGGAGAACAGUCCGGCGGAGAAGGAGUACCGCAGAGCCGAGUAUUCGUACAGCAGCGAUCUGCGUCGCAACAACGAGAUCAACAGCUUCAAGUCGAGGUACGAGGAGGAACGAAAGAACGGUCUCUUCGGCAAGCCUCUGGGCAGCUCGAAGGACUUGAUCUCUAGAACGAACGAGACCGCGAAGCGUUACGAGUUCGACGAAAUCGAUAGGCGUCUGUUCGACAAGCCCGAUAAAUACACGUCGACCGUGUUCGUGGACACUUCCGGUCGUGGCAGGGCCGACGGGAUGGACUCUAAACGAAGAGACAGCGGCGAGCUGUCGUCGAGGCAGAACGAAAGCGGGAUCUCGCCCAAGACUUCCGAGUUGAGCGCACGACGGGAUCUCCUGGAGUCCAGAAUCAAGUCGAGAUUGCUGGCCGACGAGAUGUUCGCCGCGAAGAACAACGCGUCGAUGAAGAAGUCGAGCGAGCACGAGAUAAUCGACAAACCGAUCGUUCCGUCGCCGGUCACGCCGAAUCGUAUCGCGUCACCGAAACGAUACAUGGACACCUACAUCACGGAGACGCGCACUAAUAGCAACGGCGAGAAGUACAUCUUCGAGAAGGAGAUACACGAGGAUAACGGCAAGGUUUACGGCUACGAGAAGAAGAUCACCAACAAAGUCCCGACGAACGGUUACCUCGACGCGAAACCCAAGGACGGUUACACCGUGGAGACCAGGACGGACAAGUACGGGGACAAGUAUAUCGUGGAGACGCGCACGCACGAGGGUUACACCGAUGACAUCAAUUCGUUCCUCAAUGACCGUGCACGGAGCAGUCCGGAAGAAAGAUUCCAGGCGGUGAGAAACGGCGGCAGCUCCUACAAGCCGUAUCUACCCGAGAGCACCGGUGCAACGACGCAUCACUUUCGCAGCGAAUCGCGAGGAAACGAGUUAUCGUCGCCGAUCAUCGCCAAGAAACUCAACGAGCGCAAGUUCUCGAAGAGCGACGACUUCUUGGACCGCGAGAAUCGGCCGAUCGAACGAAACGGGUAUCUGCCGAAGAAGAAGCCGUUCGAGUCGAUUCGCGGCAUGAGCAAGUCGACCCAGAGAUUGGACGAGGUCGGAGAGAACGCCAGGGUGCGGGCGCUCAGGAGCGAGUACACCACGAGGUCGCACGAGAACCUGACCAGCAGCCAGGCCGGAUACGCGAGACGACCGACCGCGUUGCUGCUUGACAGCCCGACGAUGAACGGACGCAGAACGAGGUCGCCGUUCGCGAAACGUCACCUGGACAGUCUGCGCGAGGGCCCGAACGACGACUACGACACCGACAUCUCGCAGCUGACCAGCAGCCAGCUGGAGUCCAGUAAGUAUUACAAGGAGACGCGCACCACGCAGAGAUACACGAGCGGCGGCAAACCGCCGAUUCACGACGAUUAUGACAGUUCGCCACCGAGGAUACGCACCGAUCGUGGCGGCUACAAUUCCAGCCGAUACGACUCGGACACCACCGCCAGGGACUCCAUCCGCUGCGAGACGCGCUACGACGAGACGUCCUCGCGCACACUUAGAAAGGAACACCGCAAGCUGGACGACGAUCCGAAGAAGCCGCUGCGACGAUCGCGCAAUCGGCUCGAUUACUUUGACGAUUCCGAUGGUCCCCGAGAGGUGUCCUCGGUCACUCGAUUGGAGACCUUUACCGAAAGCCCGACCAGACCACCCAGGACUUAUCACGAGGGCAAAUCAAGGCACUUGAGGCAGGAGACACGGGGACAUCACGUCGAGCGCCGUCAUCGUGAGACUCGGCUGAGCGAUUCGGAUCGCAAGGAUCGAUUAGCCGAUUCCGGGAUCGAGAAUGAUUACAGAAGAGACUCCCAGGAGGCGGACAGGCGCGAGCAGCUCGAGUCCGAGGACGAGGGUUUCGUCAGUCGGCAGUUCAUCAAGCACGAACGACGGCACACGGAUCGGAACAUGAAUCUGACGCCCACUUCCGACCGGCACGAGUACGAGAAAUACGUAAACGAGUCGUCGAAGCCGCCGCUGGUCACCGCGAAGCCGCCCACCGGCGCCGCCGACAAGAAGUACGAGAAGAAGGUGGCGAAGAAGAGCGGCACCAUGAGCAAGGUCAAGCAGCUGUUCAGCAAGAAGGAGAAGAAGGCCAAGGAGGAGAAAGGGAAGAAGAGCUCGAGGAGCGGCAGCAGCGGCGCCCUGACCGACGACGAGGUGACGAUGAGGUAUCGGGAGUACCGCGGCGAUCAGCUGUUGAGAGGUGCCAAGAGCGCGCGGGAUUUGGGCAGCGACAUCAAUCAGGCCAGAGAAUUCUGCACGUGGUGCACGAUAGGCUCGUCGAUCUCGCGAGUUAAGCGAACUAGACGUUACCCCGUAACGGAGCUUUCGCUGUCGGACGUCGCCGGGAUCCCGUAUGAAGAGUAA